Molecule: messenger RNA, 912 nt
Organism: Caenorhabditis briggsae
Lineage: Eukaryota; Metazoa; Nematoda; Chromadorea; Rhabditida; Rhabditidae
Gene: Cbr-str-153
Product: Protein CBR-STR-153
Exons: 8
Coding region: 1-912 (303 amino acids)
Biological process (GO): olfactory behavior; G protein-coupled receptor signaling pathway
Molecular function (GO): G protein-coupled olfactory receptor activity
Source: RefSeq, a predicted model, not a curated record
AUGGGCAAUUAUCGACAUUUGAUGUGCUAUUUUUCCAUAUUUUCCAUGAUUUAUGCAAUUUUGGAUUGGAUCAUUCAGCCGUACAUCCACAGUCAUGGUGCCAGUUUUUCAAUGAUUAUGGAUUUGAGAGAAAGUGCGUUGACUCGGGAAAUUGCAUUUUUCUUCGUUGCCUCUCUCGCCGGUUGUUUCGGUGUCACAAUCUAUGCAAUUGCGAUAAAUUUCAUUUUUCGAUACCUUGCAUUACAGAGAGAAGGUCGUCUCCGAUUUUUCGCCGGAAAACGUCUCAUUUUCUGGUUCACAAUUCCAAUUUCUGCUGGAUUCUCCUGGGUAUUCUUGUGUUGGUUCUCAAUGUAUCCCGAUCCAGAUUUUACUGAUUAUUUGAGAGAAAGUAUAAAAUUAAAUUACGAGUUGGAUGCAAAUUAUAUCACUUACACUGGAUCAUAUUUCUAUAGAAUUGAUCAGAAUGGAAUCGUCAAUUGGAGUAUUCAGAAUUCGUUGGGAGCACUUGGAUUGAAUGUUUUGAUGAUAAUUCCAUUCAUCACAAUUCUCAUUUUUGGAUACAAGAGUUAUAUGAAAAUUCAACGCUUGAUGUCUCACGGAGAGUCAAAUUAUACAAAGAGACUUCAGAUGCAAUUGUAUAAAGCGUUGGUCGCUCAGACCAUAAUCCCAAUGACAUUUCUAUUCUUCCCAAUCGGAAUUCUUUUUUCUGCUCCAUUAUUUCAUUUGAAUAUUGAAAAAUGGAGUAUAAUUGUGACUUUAUUCUACUCCCUCUACCCAGCAGUCGACCCGAUUCCAAUUAUUUUAUUCAUCGAUGAUUUCAGAAAUUCCUUCUUUUCAAUUUGUAAUCCUCGAACUUCCAAAAAUCAAGUGGCAUCAGUGGUUUCUGUGGACGCAACAAUGGAUGUGGCCUGA